This is a messenger RNA of Malus domestica (apple), 865 nucleotides long. RefSeq lists its product as uncharacterized. Lineage: Eukaryota; Viridiplantae; Streptophyta; Magnoliopsida; Rosales; Rosaceae. The record is from RefSeq and is a predicted model, not a curated record.
AAAAAAGUCCUGAAGUGCCAAAGUAGGAGAUCUGACUGAAAAACCUCAACCCCAACAUAAAGUCUCAAGCUCUUCUCCUCGCCUUCCCUUUCCCCCCUUGAACCAACCAUCAAUGUCCGACCGAAGCUCCGCCGCUGGCGACGGCGAUCCUAAGGACGACUCCAUCGCCAAGACUGCCGGCUUAGUGGUGUUCUCCGGCAUCGCUAUGAGCAUUCUCAAAGCUCUAAACCCUUUUAACAAAAGCGGAAAUGAAGAAACUCCUCCACUCUCCGAGUCAACUCAGCCCAUUCAGCCUCCAUCGCAGCCGCCUCUCCCUUCCCAGCAACAGCAACCCAUCACUGCCGAGGAACCACACCCUCCUCUUCCGAAAUCCAUUACCAGCAAGGACCAAAAUGCACGGGAGACGCCGAAGUCAUCGCAUAAAACGAUAGAGAUCGAGAAAGGAGACACUCUUUGGGGACUCUCUAGAGAACAUGGGGUAUCCAUUGAUGCGAUCAAAGAGGCGAACGGUCUUACAGGAGACACGAUCUAUGCUGGCAAGAAGCUUAUCAUUCCAUGAACACAUAUGGUCCCUGUCGUCCUAUAAACUGGUUUGGAGAAAUGUUAGGCAAUCAAAUGCAGUCGCUUUUGCCUCCCUUACAUCCUUUGUAGUUUCAAGAAAGGUUGGCAAUCAAAUGCAGUCGCUUUUGUCUGCCUUCAUCCUUUGGAGUUUUGAAUCGUAUUUCUUUGGAUUUUUGAUAUGGGGUGGUGUAAGCUAGUUACGAGACAAUUUUAUCAGAAAUCUUUACUUUGAUCCUGUGAAUUCUCUGGAUUCAAUUUGUUCCGUUUGUUUCAUUACCUGAAGUUGAGAAGUAAAUUUAUACUU